AUGGGAUACGAGCCCUGCUCGGAAAUCAGUCCGGAAUGCCAGCCUGACAGAGGCUGGAGCUUCGUCGAAGGUUUGGCGAAGCUGAGAUGUCCUUGCUGCGGCGAGCGGCAGAAAGAGCAAAACGAGCAGCAACUUCAACACGGCGAUGUCUUCGUUCGUUUGGAAGGUGAACAAACCUUUGAGGCCUUUUUUCAGAUCGGUGAGCUGAUCGGGCACGGCACCUUCGGGAAGGUCUACUGCUGCCGCUUCCGAGCGAGCGACCUCUGCGUGAAGGUCGUAGCCACGACCGGGCGCCACGCUGCGCGAGCUGCAAAGCUGCCGAAUGAUGAGAAGCUCCAGCUUCUCAGGCGCAUUGCUUCAGUGCAGCAUCCGAACAUCGUUCGAUACCAGCAGUUUCUUCAAAGCAACGAUUCUUUGUACGUGGUGAUGAGUCGGUGUUUGGGGCCGGAUCUGGCGGAGCACUUGGAGGCUGUGGGGCACCUGAAGCUGCAAGACCUCAAAGGCCUCUCCAGGAUGAUGCUUUCGGCGAUCGCAGCCGUUCACCAGUGUGGCUUGAUGCACCGGGACAUCAAGCCUGAAAACUUUCGUUUUCGAGAUCCAAGUGCCACGACCUUACAGCUCUUGGACUUUGGAGCCGCAAAGAUCACAGACGACACGCUGAAGGCGCAUACCGUCGUGGGUACACUGCUCUAUGCGGCCCCGGAGGUGUUUGAGGGCACCUAUGGAAGGUCUUGUGACCUGUGGAGCUGCGGGGUUGUGAUCUUCUUGUUGGUGUCCGGCCAUCUGCCUUUCCAGACCUCGGACGUUACCAUGCUGCGCAGCAUGCACCGGGAUCCAGUUCUGAAUGGCGAGUGUUUGUUUCGUGGUGAGCAUUGGCGGCAGGCUCCUCUGGGUGCAAGGAGUUUGGUACGAGGAUUGUUGAGCGUCAAUCCGGGCCAGAGGCUGAAGGCACACGAAGCUAAUGAUCAUGCAUGGUUUCAGAGUUUUGACGAGGCCAUGCAGACCUACGACUGCCUGCCGGCAGGGUCACCAUUGAGUCGCUGCGAGGGCAGCCGUCUAAAGCUCGCUGACCUGAAGCGCUCGAACUUCGAGUGGAACCUCGCGGACUCCGACACCAGUGAAGACUGA
Symbiodinium sp. CCMP2592 is the source of this 1128-nucleotide messenger RNA. NCBI's taxonomy places the organism in Eukaryota, Dinophyceae, Suessiales, Symbiodiniaceae. The record is from the annotation of a GenBank genome assembly.